Molecule: messenger RNA, 2250 nt
Organism: Belonocnema kinseyi
Lineage: Eukaryota; Metazoa; Arthropoda; Insecta; Hymenoptera; Cynipidae
Product: plexin domain-containing protein 2
Exons: 8
Coding region: 206-2011 (601 amino acids)
Source: RefSeq, a predicted model, not a curated record
CCAGUUCGCAUCGUUCCUGCUCUGCUGUAUUCUUCUUGAAGGAAAGUCUUUGAAAUUAGUCGUGUUACACUUAACAUUUUCUUAAAAUUGUUUUUUUUCCUAUCGCGUGGUCUUGACGACAAGAAAGUCCGCGGGACGCGCGUGCUUCAACAUAUUUAUUGGUUCAAUUUUGUAUCGAUAUUAGAUCAUUUCUUGGUUGAGAAAUAUGGCGUGUGAUCAGUGGUGGUUUAUGCGUGGAAGUGUAUUGUUAAUACUUCAAAUACUUUUUGCGCUUGGAUUGCAGGCAGAUAUAAGUGCAGAUCCAUCUUAUUAUGAAUAUGGCAGUCUUUCAAGGACACACAGUCUCGCAGAUGAUAGAUCGCAGAUAACAUUUGUAUCAGCCGAAGAAAAAAUUCGCACUAGAGUUGAACGUAGUCCUCCUGAGCCUCUUAAUAAACCAGUGAAUCAGCCACCAGCCCACCAGCCCAGUGAAGUUCAAGAUAUGCAACAAUCAACGCAACAGUCAACACCACAGUCCCAGCAGCCAGUUAUUACUAUAAAUACCACUUCUUCGGCUAAUGUGUCCUAUUCUACAGAGACAGUUACCACUCCAGGUCCAAUCGUCACUGAACCAUCAAUAAAAAAGUACAAACCGGAUGACACCAAGGCUAAGAAAAACUACACUGUAGUUCCCAUGCCGACUGCUGACACUACCGCUCCCCAUUUGUCUAAGCCAACAAUUUGGGCAAAUCAAACGAGAUGGACCAAUCUCACAAAUGACGCAAGAAAUAUCAGUGAUAGUUCUGAUCCUGAAAUCGGUGACAUUUCCGUUUCACUUUCCGACGUAUCAAACACCACUCUGAAGCAGAAUAAUAUAACGAAAACCGAAUACGAUAACCAUCAGUAUUACAAUAGUUCAUUUAUGGUUGACAAAUCAGCCUGGGAAAAAUAUUGGGUGAACAUGUCCAAACAUCCGGAUUUGCAGGUCAACGAACUACUUAGUCAGAGUCACAGAAGAGCUGCAACUGUCAAGCUAAAGUUCGACUUUCCGUUUUAUGGACAUAAAGUGCGCAAUAUCACCAUUGCUACAGGAGGGUUCUUGUACACGGGAGAGUAUGUGCACAGUUGGCUCGCAGCAACUCAGUAUAUAGCACCAUUGAUGGCCAAUUUUGACUUGAGACUGUCCAACAGUAGUUAUGUCAAAUAUGCAGAUAACUCCACUUCAUUCACGGUCGAAUGGGAAAAUGUUGUUCUUCACGAUAAACCCGAGGAUGGGGCUUUCACGUUUCAAGCGACUUUACACCAAAACGGCGACAUUGUAUUCGUCUAUACCGCUAUACCACUUGUUGUAGAAAACAUCACAGACACGCUGCAUCCAGUCAAGGUUGGCUUGAGUGACGCUUACAUCAUGGACAGAACUGUAUUCUUUGUUCGCAGGAAAACCAUCUACGAAUAUCACCGCGUAAACUUCAAUCGUCAAGAUAUUAAGAAUUAUACGGUUAUAUACUUGACGGCGUUGCCCACGUGUCUGGAAAUGGAAAAUUGCAACGAUUGCGUCACGAAAGUAAUAGAUUUCGAUUGCAAGUGGUGUCCUGAAUUGCAGCAAUGUAGCACCGGAAUUUCCCGAUCUAAACAGGAUUGGCUGUUGAAGGGAUGCGACAGGAAAAAUAUUAAGGAAGAAGCCAGUUGCCCGACGAGGACCACGUCUUACAAAGACCAAGUUGAUGCUCGAGGACAUGAAGGACAUAUUACGAGAGACGAGGAAUUGUCAGCGAGUGUAGAACCCAGUCAGCAUUCAGGACCUGCAGCAGAUCCUUUAGAACAUGCUCGGGACAAGAUGAACAUGGGCGUCUCGGGAAUAAUCGGAAUAAUGGUAAUGAUUUCUCUCAUUGCUGGUUUGGCUGGUUGGGCUGCCUAUGCGUAUCGAAACCCACACAGUGCGUCUGGACAGAUGCUUAUUCGAUAUCGUCCAAGUCAAUGGAGUUGGAGAAGAGGUGAAGCUCGUUACACGGCUGCGACGAUUCACAUGUGAAGUAGUAAUGAAGAGAGUCAAAACUGUGAACUGAAAGUACUGCAACAAUCACGUCUAAAUCGUGGGAACCAAACUUUUGUAUAAAAUGGUUCGAUUAAGUUAUGAAAUUUGUUGGAAAUGAGCGGCAUUUCUCGUGAAUUCGCAAUUUCUGCAUUAUUCUUUGUCAGCUGUCACACAGAAUGCAGUUGUCACGCAGAAUGCAAUCAUAGCCACCGGGAACCCAGCAAUUAAAAAAAAAA